This is a messenger RNA of Papaver somniferum (opium poppy), 1338 nucleotides long. Its product is annotated as transcription factor TCP15-like. The record is from RefSeq and is a predicted model, not a curated record. The coding region runs from base 398 to 1174 and encodes 258 amino acids. Gene Ontology annotation, cellular component: nucleus. Gene Ontology annotation, molecular function: sequence-specific DNA binding; DNA-binding transcription factor activity. The transcript has a single exon. Lineage: Eukaryota; Viridiplantae; Streptophyta; Magnoliopsida; Ranunculales; Papaveraceae.
UAGAUUCUCUCUCUUCCUUGAAAGAACAAUUAAAAGUGUAAAAAACCUAGUUGCUCCAGAAAUGGAAAUAGAUGAAAUUCACAUUCAUUUAGCUAGAGGCCUCGAAAAUUUAGUAACUCCUUUUACAGAGUUCCAUAUACUCUCUUUGCCUCCCAGAGCUAUAUAAAUAACCCCUUUAUUUCCACAGUCAAGCGUCGUCAGUUUUUCCUUUUUUUAACUUCUCCGUACUGUUCCUAAAACCCUAGCUUAAGUAGUGUAUGUAGUAAAUCUUCUUCUCUGUGUUUUGUUUUCCCCCUCCUCUCUGAAUCCUCUGUUUCUUUCUGAUAAAGAAAGAAACAAGAUUUAGCCCUAAAAUCAUUUAACCUCGUCACCCCAAAAACCCUAGUUUUCAAAAAUCAUGGAUUCUCAAUUGAUUUUUACUUCUGAUAACCAAGUAACACAAAAUCAAGAAGAAAACCUUCAGAUCUCUGUAAUCAAGACUGAAGAAGGUACUGAAAGUAGUGAGAAAUUGACAGUUCGCAGAAGAAGGGUUUCUUCAGGAGCAAAAACAAAAGAUCGUCAUACAAAAGUUAAUGGAAGAGGUAGAAGAGUCCGAAUCCCUGCUAUGUCUGCUGCAAGGAUUUUUCAAUUAACUAGAGAAUUAGGGCAUCGUUCUGAUGGUGAAACUAUUGACUGGCUUCUUCGCAAAGCUGAACCUUCGAUUAUUGCUGCUACCGGUACUGGUAUUACUCCUAUCAGCUGUGUCACUACAUCUGCUUCCCCUACACGGAGACCGCCACCACAACCACAUUCUCCUUCACAAGCUCUACCAUUGUUGUUAUCAUCGUCGGCUUCGUCAGUUCCAAGUUGUUCUCAAUUGGCCGUUCAAUUAAUGCCUGAAGACCCAACUAGGAAUGUGUAUCCGGAUCAGAAUGUAGGUAAACUCGUUCCUAAAGUUGAAUUCGAUUCGGAAGCAAUGGAUUGUAAAUUGGAUUUGGGUAUAACACCAAUGUAUAUGGAUUUUUCUCUUGGAGACCCGUAUCGGCAUAUGCCCUUUACUGAGUUGUUGUUACAAGCAAAUGGAGCAGGUAAUUUGCAUGAUCCUUCUUAUUCCGAUCAAAAAAAAAGUGUAGAUUUUGAACAUGUUACUCCAAUGCAAAUUCUUAAGGGGAAUCCUUAUCACCAUCUUCCAUAAAUUUUGCCCUUUUCAAUGUCAAGGACUAGGGUUCUUUCUUGUUUUUUUUUUGUUAUGGGUGUUUAGAUAUGGAUGUGGAUGAUAUACUAAACGGUAUAUAAAAGAAAGGAAAGCAUAAAACAGUAUUAUAUGUGUUCCCAGUAAUCUUUUGCUAUUUUUGGUUU